CAUACUGCAACUGCAUCUGCAGCGCAAUGCAUCCAGUCAUCACACUCCUCUUUGUUUCGACUGCUGCAGCAGCCCAGUUGACCGGAAACGAGAAGAUACCCAUUAUCUCCCAAGAUCAAGAAGUUAAUUUCGAUGGGUCUUACCGCCUGUCUUACGAAACCGGUAAUGGUAUAGCCGCUCAAGAACAAGGCGUCUUGAAAAAUGCGGGGAAUCCUGAUGCUGAAGUCGAAGAAGUUCAAGGUUCUUUCCAGUAUACCGCGCCAGAUGGCUCUCCGGUAGCGCUGCAGUAUGUGGCCAAUGAGAAUGGGUUUCAGCCACAGGGGUCACAUUUGCCUGUGGCGCCAACGCCGCCACCAAUUCCGCCCGCGAUUCAGAAGGCUUUAGAGUGGAUUGCUGCUCAUCCAGAGCCGCCAGAGAGCUCGAGGAGGUUCUAAGUUUUAAGUUUAGGUGAUGUUCUGUAAUUUUUGUUUUUAUUGCUGUUGUUGCCUGCGAUAUGACAUGUAAUAUAGUGCCAUUAUAAAUAAAUAUAAUCUGCAUGUACGAAAA
Molecule: messenger RNA, 546 nt
Organism: Zophobas morio
Lineage: Eukaryota; Metazoa; Arthropoda; Insecta; Coleoptera; Tenebrionidae
Product: endocuticle structural glycoprotein SgAbd-2-like
Exons: 2
Coding region: 27-434 (135 amino acids)
Cellular component (GO): chitin-based extracellular matrix
Molecular function (GO): structural constituent of chitin-based larval cuticle
Source: RefSeq, a predicted model, not a curated record